AGAGUGGCAGCUUUGUGAGAUUCCAUUUCUUCUUCUCGUACCACAUCAAUUUACAACUUCCAAAAAAUAUACAAUACUACUAGCACGCGACGCGCUCCCGAUAUCCUAUCAUUACCGUGAACGAUUAUCCAUUGAAAACUUGAUUGUUAUUCAUUGGUUACAAGCAUCACAUUUCAACAAACAGCAAGCAUUCAAUCUACUUUGCAUUCACUUUUCACUCGAUCAGAAAAGCUAAUUUGAUUGCAAGAAAGAAACCAUCCAGCACGCGAACAGUUCAAUUCCACUUGACAUCCUUGCCAUCCACUUUCAUUACUCUUUUAAUCAGCAUUCAUCCACAUCUUCAUUCAUCUUAUAAUCAAUCACCCUUCCAUCCAGCUAGGAAGAUGACUUUCUCUUUCAACGGUGGCUUUCCAUCCGCUCAAAUGCCUGCAUCCGAGAUGCAAGCUACUUCACCUAUGCCAUUCUCAAACGAUCUCAACCGCAAACGCAAGGAUAUGGAUGAGACUGAAGAUGAUCAACAAAAUAGCGAUGUUGAACGUCAAUCAGUCUUCAAAGGCUUGCGCAAAUUCGCCAGUAUGUCAAGGAAGAAUGGCGGGGAUGAACAAGCACAAUUUCAUCCGCUUCCAUCUGACUUGAACAUGAGGCUUUUGACAAAUUUGGGUUACAUUGAUCCAUCAAAUCAAAUGCAAUUCGAUACUUCCUCAAGGCCAAGCCAUUCACCCACAUCAUCUUUCUCCGACUUCGGAGGUCCUUCAACUCCAAUCGAUUUCAGUUCUGCCGAAUCAUACUUUACAAAAGGUAUGCGACGUGAUUCAGAAGCAGAAUAUCCCGACUUCAACUUUUACCCCACCGGCGAUAAUCGUCCAAGAACGCCAGGCCUUUUGGGUAUGCACAUGGAACCUCCAUCCGUUGGCAGUCAAGACGCCAAUGGAAUGCAAGUUGACGGCAUGGAAGAUGUUACACCCGCUGCGCCAAAACAUGGAAGUCAUUGUAGAUCCAUUCCGCAAUUACACGUUCGCAGCGAGGCAGGAAUCUCUUCAGAAUUGUGGGCAUUCUGUGCCGAUUGCGGUUCCAACAGCAAAGUGGAAGGUGCCCCGAUCGGUGAUUCUCUCUCCUACUCCCCCUAAAUGUACACUAUGACCGCUUUUUCCUUUCUUCUCUUAUCUGUAUCGUUCGUUCCCUAGCCGCUCAGCACAUCAAGCACAACAAGCACUCUCAGAGACUUUUGCUUCGACUCUCUCCUUCGAUUUUUACUUCUCGAAUCAUCAUUUCGGCCUAUCCAUCGAAAGCAGGCAUAGAUCGUUAUGACCUGUCCCUGCCCCUUUUUUUUCUCGUUUUCGUUCGCGUCCCUGCCUGUAUCAUUAUUUUUCCGGAUGUGGAAAUGUGUCUUUCCGGAGUGGUUUAUCAAACAAACUCCAAGUCAAGGACUACCUUUCUGUUGUGUACCUUUUUUGUAUUUCAUAGAAAACAACAAACAUGGAUUU
Molecule: messenger RNA, 1484 nt
Organism: Meira miltonrushii
Lineage: Eukaryota; Fungi; Basidiomycota; Exobasidiomycetes; Exobasidiales; Brachybasidiaceae
Exons: 1
Coding region: 384-1127 (247 amino acids)
Source: RefSeq, a predicted model, not a curated record